Messenger RNA from Hypomesus transpacificus, 615 nucleotides. RefSeq names its product serine/threonine kinase-like domain-containing protein STKLD1. Gene Ontology annotation, biological process: protein phosphorylation. The transcript has 5 exons. Gene Ontology annotation, molecular function: protein serine/threonine kinase activity; ATP binding. The coding region runs from base 57 to 479 and encodes 140 amino acids. NCBI's taxonomy places the organism in Eukaryota, Metazoa, Chordata, Actinopteri, Osmeriformes, Osmeridae. The record is from RefSeq and is a predicted model, not a curated record.
UUCAAACCACAACACCGACUCCGCAGCUCGGUGAUCCACUGACCAUAUGCUAUGAGAUGGACGAGUUUAUGGUUCAGGACGCUUUCAGUCCUGGUUGUUUUGGGACGGCAGUGUUGGUGACUGACAGGAUAUCUGGUGUGGAGCUGACUCUGAAGAAGGUGGAGUGUCUGGAUGAGGGACGAGCCAAUCAGGCCUUGGAUGAGGCCCGGUGUAUGCUGAACUUCAAACACCCUAACAUUGUCAGAUACAGGAAGCUGUUCAUCACCUGGGACCAGACGAUCUCAUCAGUAUUCCUGUCUAUGGUGAUGAAUUGUCCCUACAGGACUACCUUGGAAGCCAUCAUCACCACACACAGAGACAACAAAAAGAAGAUCCGCAGACAUGUAAAACACACACGUUCCCGUCACUGUGACGCGAUCAACCUGGCGUACCUACACUCUUUCAUGUGCCCUGUUUUCCUUCACUGUUGGACCAGAUGAUCAAGGCGUUCCUGGGGCAGAUGACGUACGCGUUGGCCUACUUACACAAAGACAACAUCGCUCACAGGUUCUCCUUGUCCUGUGUCCUCUCCUUCAUUCACCUUCUCAGUCCUGAACUCCUGGGCAGCUCCUGGGC